Penaeus vannamei (Pacific white shrimp) is the source of this 2249-nucleotide messenger RNA. The record is from RefSeq and is a predicted model, not a curated record. Lineage: Eukaryota; Metazoa; Arthropoda; Malacostraca; Decapoda; Penaeidae.
AUGCGUCCCGAGGAGGCGUUCGCUGAAGGUGUGAAAGAGCGGCGGGACAAGGACGUUCGGGGAGAAAUAGGGGGAAGCCUUAAGGCAAAAACUUGUGCUGCUUCUCCGAGACCGUGGCUGCCGGGUAUUGGCUGCGGCUUGGGCUUCGUAUUCGUUACGUUGCGUGAUUUCGCGGGUUCGGAGCGCGUUGAAGAGGCAGGGUCCACGAGUUUCAUGCCCCUCGUCGACAUCAACUGCAGCCCGCACCUGAGGUUCUUCCUGUGCUCGCUCUACUCGCCCAUGUGCACUUCCGUCGUCCACACCGCCAUCCCUCCUGCAGGGCGCUGUGUCUCGAGGUGGGUGCUGGUCAAGUCGAAGUGCCUGCCGGUGCUGCGGACCUUCAACUUCUCGUGGCCGGCCGCCCUCGACUGCGCCCGCCUGCCCACGCCCGAGAGCAACGGCCUGUGUAUGGAGAUGCCCAACUUCUCCACCGAGGCCACGCCCCCGCCCUCAUCGCGCCGCCCCAAGGUCCCCUCCGGCCCGCCCAUCAAGAGGCCGGCCCCGUGCCCCCCUCGCCAGACGUGGGUGGCCACGCGUCACGGGGGGAGCUGCACCCCCAAGUGCGGCCACGACGUCCUCUUCCGCCGCGAGGACAAGCACUUCGCCGAGGUGUGGCUCCUGGUGUGGGCCGGAAUCUGCUUCGUGUCGACCCUGUUCACGAUGCUCACUUUCUGGCUCGACCCCGCAAGGUUCCGAUACCCAGAGAGACCGAUCAUCUGCCUGUCGCUCUGUUAUCUGCUCUAUUGUCUCGCUUAUCUUGCCAGGCUCGUGGUCCCGGCGGAGGUCUUGUCCUGCCAGAUGUCGCCUUCAGGAGUCUCGCAUCUCAUCGUCGAGGGCCUCCAGUCGUCAGGGUGCAUCGUCACCUUCAUUCUACAGUACUACUUCGGGAUGGCCUCCGGGAUUUGGUGGGCGGUGCUGACCCUCACGUGGUUCCUGUCGGCGGGGAAGAAGUGGUCGUCGGAGGCCCUGCAGGCGUAUUCCUCGUACUUCCAUGCCGCUGCUUGGGGCCUCCCCGCCGUGGCCACGAUCGUCAUCCUCACGCUCAAGCAGGUUGACGGCGAUGAGCUUGUAGGCCUAUGCUACGUUGGGAACGUCAACAAGUGGGCCCACAUGAGCUUCGUGGUGGCACCCCUGCUCUCGCUCCUGGCACUUGGCACCUUCUUUAACGUACUGGGCUUCGUGGCUCUGUUCAGGGUGCGCAGGGCAUUCAAGCAGGAGGCGGACAACCCCUCGGUGGCCCAGUCGCCAUCCAGCCAAAGGUUGGUUGGGAACGAAUCCUCUGCCCUUUCCUCAUCAUCAAUACAACCCGUUUCCCUUUCAGGUCGUUCCCUGGCCGUGUCAAGCACCUCCACCACCAACCCCUCCUUCAUGCACGACAGCCCCAGCACGCCCACCAAGGCUGUCACCACCUCCACAAACAUCAACAAACUCGAAAAGCUAAUGGUGCGCAUCGGGGUCUUCUCCGUGCUGUACACUGUGCCGGCUGUGUGUGUGAUCGCCUGCAAUGUGUACGAGUACCUGAGCCGAGAUCAGUGGAGGAAGAUGGCUUCGGUGGCCGCGCUGAAGUGCAGUGGCGGCAGCGGAGGGACGGCCAUGCUGCACAGAGGAAGUCUGUCCUAUCGUCAGUAUCACAAUCCGAUCAAUACUGCUGCUUCAGAGUGCACGUUGGAGCAGAGCAUUCCGUCUGUUGAGAUUUUUAUGCUAAAGAUCUUCAUGUCACUGGUCGUCGGCAUCACGUCUGGCAUGUGGAUUUGGUCCUCAAAGACGGUGUUGCUGUGGCAGAAGUUCUUCCGGGGGCUGUGCGGGCAGAGGCAGGACCUGCGCAAGAAGGACGGCCACGUCUACCACCCGCCCAACCACACGCCCGCCAUCGUCAAGACCACGAACGGGCGGCCGCAGUUGGAGCAGCUGCACCACCUGCUGCCCCCCCAGUCCCAGCCCCAAGGGUCGUCCUCUUCGGCGCGAAACCCCCACCACCUGCACCCCCUCCACCUGGGCGGCCGGGCGCAGGGCUCCUCCACAAUGCACCUGUCGCAGGUGUGAGGGCGUCGGGGAACGGGACGGGAGGGGGGUGCGGGGGAUGGGCCUUGGUGUUGUAAUUAAUUGUAAAGUUUGCUUGGAGAGUUCAGUCAGUAUUUUGUGUCAUUGUUUUUCACUCUCUCUCUCUCUCUCUCUCUCUCUCUCUCUCUCUCUCUCUCUCUCUCUCUCUC